AAGAACUAUUUUACCAUUUGUUUAUUUGGACACAAAAGAGAUGGAUUCAGUUUUUCUAAAAAAGCUUUUACUCAAAAGUCUAGGAGCAGAUCGUAAAUGCUAUAUUUAUCUGCAUAGUGAGUGGCAUGAUGAUGCCGUUAGCUUAUAUCUAAAAUAUUCGAAUUCCGGCUUAUAUUACAAAGGCCUAUUACUCGCCAAGGAUUUCGAGGAACCUGCAGCAGAAUUAGAAAUACCAUUGAAUGAUUUCCGUGGAGAGUGUAAAAGUGUGCUUACCAGUAACAUCGGCUUGCCUGGCUUUGAGAUAGAGUUGGACAACGAAAGAAAAAUCCUUAGAGUAAACAAAAAUGAAGAAUUCUGCAUUCAGUAUUUAGAAAUAAAGCUUACUGAAGCUGAUAAAAGUUAUGAAAUGCUGGAGGUUGCGAUCAAAAUAAUAGAUACGGACGGAAGUGGAAACGAAACUCAAAAAACAAAUGAUACCAUUGCUCGUCUAAUUGAAGACGUUGAACAAGUGUUACGAGAAAAAGAAGAGUGGAAGCAGAAAAUGCUGCAAAAAUUUCUUGCUUUAUUGAAUACAAAAAAACAAAAAAUAUCAACGCUGCAGAAAAAAAUAGAGAAUAUGGAUAAAAAGAUGAAGAGCGCAGAAAACAUGAAUGCUGCACAUAAUUUCCAGGCCAGCACAGGCGAUGGAAUGGACCAUGAUUUUAAUGAAGGUUCAAAUUCGGAUGCGAUUGACAGCCCCAAAGCAGAGAGUGAUUUUGAUGCACCCACACAACGCCUCACGCCGCCUAAUACAAAUGAGUAAUAAUUUUUAUACACCAAGGAGUUAAAUACAGUGUUAGGAAUGAAGUUGGGUGAUUAUCUUUUCAUUUAUAUAGAAAACACACACACAUACAUAUGUGUAUAUGAAUGUCCAUGUUCGCGCCAUUUGUAUUCAGCUGUUGUAUUCAAAAAUUCGGAAAAAUAAUCUAUACUUCUGAAAUACUAAAUGCUAGGUAAAAAAUUAAUUUUUAUUUAUACCAUAAUAAACAUUUUAUAGGAAGUAAGAGCUUCAAAAAGAUAA
Molecule: messenger RNA, 1060 nt
Organism: Rhagoletis pomonella (apple maggot)
Lineage: Eukaryota; Metazoa; Arthropoda; Insecta; Diptera; Tephritidae
Exons: 1
Coding region: 41-802 (253 amino acids)
Biological process (GO): DNA recombination; positive regulation of ligase activity; response to X-ray
Cellular component (GO): DNA-dependent protein kinase-DNA ligase 4 complex; DNA ligase IV complex; nucleus
Molecular function (GO): DNA binding
Source: RefSeq, a predicted model, not a curated record